Cuscuta europaea is the source of this 1780-nucleotide messenger RNA. The record is from the annotation of a GenBank genome assembly. Lineage: Eukaryota; Viridiplantae; Streptophyta; Magnoliopsida; Solanales; Convolvulaceae.
UUUUGGGACGGAUCGAAAAAGAAAUAUUAUUUCAGAGCCAGCUCCUACAAAAGAAGAGUAACGACCAAGGUAAAACACAAGCAUGAUUAGGCGCUCUGGUCGGCAUACAAGAUUCAAGACGUAACUCGUAAGAGCUGCAACCCUCCAACUAGAUCUCUUCAAGCCGUAAACAUUAUUUCCCUCGUUCUACUUGUAUGGUUUUAUUUGGAUUUUUCUCUUUAUAGAAGAGGAAAGCAAAUUGAGUACUUGAAGAAACCCUAUUCAUGGCUGGUAUACUUGAAGGCUCGGUGCAGAACAUUUUAGAGCAGGAUACAUUAAAGUGGGUUUUUGUAGGGGGGAAGGGUGGAGUGGGGAAAACCACUUGCAGCUCCACACUUGGUAUACUUCUCGCUCAGGUCCGAUCAUCUGUGCUCAUCAUCUCUACCGACCCCGCCCACAAUCUCAGCGAUGCUUUCCAGCAGCGUUUCACUAAGUUUCCCACCCUUGUCAAUGGUUUCUCCAAUUUAUAUGCAAUGGAAGUUGACCCAAAUGUGGAGAAUGAAGACACAGUUGGGUCAGAUGGAAUGGAUGGAUUUUUGUCUGAAUUGGCCAAUUCUAUUCCUGGAAUUGAUGAGGCUAUGAGUUUUGCUGAGAUGCUAAAAUUAGUGCAAACUAUGGAUUAUUCUGUUAUAGUAUUUGAUACUGCUCCAACGGGUCACACACUCCGGUUAUUACAAUUUCCGUCAACUCUGGAGAAAGGGCUUGGAAAAAUGAUGAAAUUGAAGAACAACUUUGGUGGAUUGUUGAAUCAGGUGACUGGUCUCCUUGGUGUUGGUAAUGAAUUUGGUGAGGAUGCAAUCCUAGGAAGGCUCGAGGGAAUGAAAGAGAUUAUUGAGAAAGUUAACAAGCAGUUCAAGGAUCCGGACUUGACAACAUUUGUCUGUGUUUGCAUUCCGGAAUUCUUGUCGCUGUAUGAGACUGAAAGGCUUGUGCAGGAACUCACUAAAUUUGACAUUGACACACAUAAUAUCAUUAUCAACCAAGUCAUAUUCGAUGAAGAAGUAGUGGAGUCAAAGUUGCUCAAGGCGAGAAUGCGAAUGCAACAGAAGUACUUAAAUCAGUUCUACAUGUUAUAUGAUGACUUCAACAUUACUAAAUUGCCUUUGCUGCCAGAAGAGGUUUGUGGUAUUCAGGCUCUGAAGGAUUUUUCACACAAUUUUACGACUCCAUACCAACCUUCUCUGGUUCGAGGCUCAGUUGAAGAGUUGAAGCAGAGAGUAUCUGUACUAAGGAAACAAUUGGAAGAUGCUGAAGCAGAGCUAGAAAUACAUAGAAAAGGAAAGCAGAGGGCUUGACUCCUUUGCUUUAAUUUGAACAUUAAUGCAGUUUUGGAGUUAGGACGCCACCCUCUCUUAAAUAUGGAAGGACCCUUAGUCUCUAUUUGGAUGAAGCUUAAUCUAGGUGAAAACCAGAAUAUAGAAGACAACCUCUAAAACCCUCCGGUUUUAGAGGGUUCUUUGUGUUGAUCCUCUGGUUCACUUGUAACAUCCCAUGCGAGGCUAGUCCAGAUUUACAUUCAUUUGGAAAUAUCUAUGUUCAUCCCGAACAAAACAAAUCAUUAAGUGAUAAGUUGUUCAAGUUAUAGGUACUGUGUAUUUCUCCACUCGUGUUAGUGUGCUUGUAUGAUGUGAGGACUAAUUAAAUGCAAUUAUUUAGAAUGGGACUCGUUAAGUUGGCACAAAAUAUAGCUGUGCAUAAUGUUUUCUCACGGGAAUGUAAUUUUUCGGGUAAGUAAUACUCC